Messenger RNA from Pongo pygmaeus (Bornean orangutan), 2588 nucleotides. It is a transcript of the gene B3GALNT1, whose product is annotated as beta-1,3-N-acetylgalactosaminyltransferase 1 (Globoside blood group). Lineage: Eukaryota; Metazoa; Chordata; Mammalia; Primates; Hominidae. Gene Ontology annotation, molecular function: N-acetyl-beta-D-glucosaminide beta-(1,3)-galactosyltransferase activity. The record is from RefSeq and is a predicted model, not a curated record. Gene Ontology annotation, cellular component: Golgi membrane. The transcript is spliced from 6 exons. The coding region runs from base 818 to 1813 and encodes 331 amino acids. Gene Ontology annotation, biological process: protein O-linked glycosylation.
CCGAGGCGGUUGAGACCUGCGGCUGGGUGGAGGGCGAGGCCACCGGACCCGCCUUUCCCGGAACGCGCCGUCCUCGGAAACGCCUAGACCCCGGCAGCUAGGCCGGGAGGCACCGCCCACUCCUCUGGAGCGGAGCGUGGCCAGGGUUGAGUCGUCGCACCGUGGGGCUCCGGCUCGGGUUUCGGGUCUCGGUGACGAGCAACUCCCCGCCUCCGGUGAGCGCGGGAGAAGGGGCCCAGUGGGGCAGUGGGCGAGCGGAGGGCCCAGGCCGCGGCCGCAUCCGCUGGUUGUCCACCUUGCCUUGCCCCAGGGUGCAAUCCCUGCCUUGCGUCGCCCGUGUCGCUCCAGCCACCGUCAAAUCCGGGUAGCGACGCGGGGCGUUUGCAGCGGUGCCGAGGAAGAGGACGGAAACGGUGUUACGAUUGCCUGCGUUUAGGAGGUGGCUGCAUUGUGGGAAAAGCUAUCAAGGAAGAAAUUGCCAAAUCGUGUUUUUUUGUUUUCAGAGUAGUUCACAACAGAUCUGAGUUUUAAUUAAAGCAUGGAAUACAGAAAACUACAAAAAACUUAAGCUUUAAUUUCAUCUGGAAUUCCACAGAGACAAGGCCACUUUAUGUUUCCCAGGCUGGACCAGAACCCCUGGGCUCAAAUGAUCCUCCUACGUCAGCCUGCAGAGUAGCCAGGACUUCAGUUUUCUUAGCUCCCUGGACCCGGUUGACCUGUUGGCUCUUCCCACUGGCUGCUCUAUCACGUGGUGCUCUCGGACUACUCACCCCGAGUGUAAAGAACCUUCAGCUCACGUGCUUCUGAGCUGCUGUGGAUGGCCUCGGCUCUCUGGACUGUCCUUCCGAGUAGGAUGUCACUGAGAUCUCUCAAAUGGAGCCUCCUGCUGCUGUCACUCCUGAGUUUCCUUGUGAUGUGGUACCUCAGCCUUCCCCACUACAAUGUGAUAGAACGCGUGAACUGGAUGUACUUCUAUGAGUAUGAGCCGAUUUACAGACAAGACUUUCACUUCACACUUCGAGAGCAUUCAAACUGCUCUCAUCAAAAUCCAUUUCUGGUCAUUCUGGUGACCUCCCACCCUUCAGAUGUGAAAGCCAGGCAGGCCAUUAGAGUUACUUGGGGUGAAAAAAAGUCUUGGUGGGGAUAUGAGGUUCUUACAUUUUUCUUAUUAGGCCAAGAGGCUGAAAAGGAAGACAAAAUGUUGGCAUUGUCCUUAGAGGAUGAACACCUUCUUUAUGGUGACAUAAUCCGACAAGAUUUUUUAGACACAUAUAAUAACCUGACCUUGAAAACCAUUAUGGCAUUCAGGUGGGUAACUGAGUUUUGCCCCAAUGCCAAGUACGUAAUGAAGACAGACACUGAUGUUUUCAUCAAUACUGGCAAUUUAGUGAAGUAUCUUUUAAACCUAAACCACUCAGAGAAGUUUUUCACAGGUUAUCCUCUAAUUGAUAAUUAUUCCUAUAGAGGAUUUUACCAAAAAACCCAUAUUUCUUACCAGGAGUAUCCUUUCAAAGUAUUCCCUCCAUACUGCAGUGGGUUGGGCUAUAUAAUGUCCAGAGAUUUGGUGCCAAGGAUCUAUGAAAUGAUGGGUCACGUAAAACCCAUCAAGUUUGAAGAUGUUUAUGUCGGGAUCUGUUUGAAUUUAUUAAAAGUGAACAUUCAUAUUCCAGAAGACACAAAUCUUUUCUUUCUAUAUAGAAUCCAUUUGGAUGUCUGUCAACUGAGACGUGUGAUUGCAGCCCAUGGCUUUUCUUCCAAGGAGAUCAUCACUUUUUGGCAGGUCAUGCUAAGGAAUACCACAUGCCAUUAUUAACUUCAUAUUCUACAAAAAGCCUAGAAGGACAGGAUACUUUGUGGAAAGUGUUAAAUAAAGUAGGUACUGUGGAAAAUUUGUGGGGAAGUCAGUGUGCUGGCUUACAUUGAACUGAAACUCAUGAAAAACCCAGACUGGAGACUGGAGGGUUACACUUGGGAUUCAUUAGUCAGGCCCUUCAAAGAUGAUAUUUGGAGGAAUUAAGUAUAAAGGAAUUGGAGGUUUUUGCUAAAUAAAUUAAUAGGACCAAACAAUUUGGACAUGUCAUUCUAUAGACUAGAAUUUCUUAAAAAGGUGUUACUGAAUUAUAAGCUUACUAGGCUGUAAAAACAGAACAAUGUAGAGUUUUAUUUAUUGAACAAUGUAGUCACUUGAAGGUUUUGUGUAUAUCUUAUGUGGAUUACCAGUUUAAAAAUAUAUGUAGUUCUGUGUCAAAAAAAUUCUUCACUGAAGUUAUACUGAACAAAAUUUUACCUGUUUUUGGUCAUUUAUAAAGUACUUCAAGAUGUUGCAGUAUUUCACAGUUAUUAUUAUUUAAUAUUCAUACUUCCUGUGUUUUUAAAUGUUUUGACGAUUUCAGUACAAUAUAAAAAGGAUAGUGAAUCAUUCUUUACAUUCGAACAUUUUCCAGUUACUUAACUGAUCAGUUUAUUAUUGAUAUAUCACUCCAUUAAUGUAAAGUCAUAGGUCAUUAUUGUAUAUCAGUAAUCUCUUGGACUUUGUUAAAUAUUUUACUGUGAUAAUAUAGAGAAGAAUUAAAGCAAGAAAAUCUGAA